CCACCCACCGGCCGCCGUGCCGCCCCUCCUCCGACGCCGUUCCUCUCCUCCAGAUCUCCCCCGCCCCCACCCCACACAUCGCGCUUUUCCUCUCCCGAGCAUGCCCGGCCGCCGCCGCCGCCCCCCGUCCCCCGUUCGCUAGGGUUGAGGUCGCUGGGCCUCCUCCGGCGGCAAGGUGCUCGGCGAGGAUGAGAAGAACGCCGGGAACGUCUCCGCCCGGCCCGAGGUCACCGACACCGGCGCCUCGAGCACCUUCUCCUCAGGCGUCGCCGCCCCGUUCCUCUUAGACUCCGACGCUGCCGGCCACCUGCACCGUCGUCCUCUUCAACUCUUCUGCUUCGUCGACGGUCGCCACCACGCAUCGAGGCCCAAGGGCAGCAAGAUUUGAGCUGACUCGAUGUUCUUGUCAACUUGGUCAGUUUGGAGGAAGAAGACUCCCAGGGACACCUCCAACUAAAUUGCUCAUGGCCAAUUAUCCUCAGCCCACAUAGCACCUAGCACCGACGUGAGGUGUUAAGAAGAUGCCAGGCAACAAAAAGAACAACAAAGUUGUGAGACUUGGCAAUGUGAUUGAAAGGUUAGGCAAGUUGACGGGGGUCAUAAAGAGGGGCACCGGUGCGACACGUUCCACACAGGUAGGCAGGGCCAAACCCGCACAACGAGCCACGGUGGAUGGUACCCGGGGUAGACGAAAUGGUCGUACCCUUGUGUCCCGUGUUGCUAGCCCUAUCCCCUCUGCCCAUUCUGAGGAGGAGUCGGAGGAGGAGAGGGGGGAGGAGCUAGUUAUGGAGGAGAGGGAAGAGGAGGCAGAGGAGGAUGGGGAGGAGGAGCUAGUUGUGCAGGAGGAGUUGGAGGAGGGAGAGUAUGAGGUGGGGGAAUCGGCAAAGGACAUGGAAUGGCCGGUUCCUAAGGAGACCAAAAUCUGGUUGCGUGGGGUGGCCACGCUCCCUUCGCGACCAUAUCCACAUAAGGGGAUCAUUGUUAAACCAGUUGGUGUGAGGGCCUUGGUGGUUAUUCCAGAAGGCACAAUCCUGCCACGAUAGCCAAGCACCAUCAUUAGAUGUCUUUGUAGGCAUUAUUACCCCGGCCUGGUUCCCAUAGGAGACGGUGAGGAGGAGCCAUCUUGGUCUUGGGAGCAUUGGAAACGCGCUCCAGAUACGAAAGACAAGUGGGACAGGGAGUACCGCAGUGCUGCUGAGCGGGUGGUCAACGAUUUUUUGGGUAAAAUUCUUUGUCAAUUUUCUUAGUUAUUUCUUUGCCAAUAUUCAAAAUCAUUGCAUUGAUAACUGUCUUUACUUGCGUUGAGGGUAUGGAGGAUGAAAAUAAUGAGGUCGUGGAGGAGAUUGCCAAGAAGAUUGUCCAAGACAUGCCUUACGAGGCUCGCGUCAAUGUUGUGGUAAAGUAUUUCGCGCAUGAACGCAAGAUCCUUCUUAAAAAGCCGCUAGCCCGGAGAGUGCAUCUCACCCGUUCCAUGUACAUGAAGGCGGUUCCCCUGUGGUGCAACAACAAGAUUCCUUGCUACCAGCAAAUCAUAUCUAGGUGGAUAAACCCAGAGUGGAGGGCCACACGCAGAGCAGCUUCGGAGCGACGUGCCUUGAUGGGUGGUCCGGUACACCUUCAAGGCAACCUCAACCUCCAUGCUUACGUGCAGAAGAAGAAUAGGGAGAGAGGUGAGGGUGAAGAGCCGCUCAAUACCUUCACGGGAUUAUGUCUCUCCCGCAAGUCAAAGAAACUGGAAGGGGGGUGGGUCAACCCAAGGGCUGGGUUGAGGAUUGAUGCAUACAGUGGGAAGUUCAAGGAGUGCAACGGGCCCAACUCUGAUCCAGCCUCACAGGACAUUGAUGUUACGGUUUCCCUCAAGUCGGGACAAGGCAAGAAGCGUGGGUGGUUAUAUGUUGGUGACGGUUCCAUCCGUAAGAAGGACAUUCCAGAACUUGCCCACCUCCGUGCUACCACGUCGAGCUCACGUCCUGCUAUUGAGCGCCGCCCAUCAAUUCCAUGCUCGCCUAGAGGAAGAAAGCAGGUUGCGGCAGGAAGAAACCAGGUUGCGGCUGGAGGCUCAGGCCAAUGCCCUACUUCAACAGGAGCAAGCCAUGAAAAUGCAGCAAGCCCUGUUUCAGCAGCAGGAAUUCAUGGUUAAACAGCAGGCGGCCCUGCAGGAGACGUUCGCUCGGUUCAGUACUAAUAUGCAGGGUUCUACUUUGCCGGAUCUUCCGCCUGUUCCACCGCUUCCUACUUUUAGCUUUGUAAGUCUUCAACUUUUCAAUCAUGCAUCUCACCAUCUUACCGUCUCAUGCUUGAAGUGUCCUCGAUCGGGAGAAGGCUCCAAUAACUUUGUGGUAGGUGGAUCUACACCUGCCCAAGCAAGCCCAGUGACACCCACUGGGGCUCAUGGUGCUUCAACCUCCACACCACAAUGAUCACUCGAGGUUUGCAUCGUGGAUGCCAUGGAUGGUGGGCAUACAUGCUGUGGUGGAAGCUGAUUGCAUCUUUUAGGUUGAACUCAUGCUAGGUGUGAACUUGGAACUAAUGAUUCCAUUUGUGGACUCUUGUUGCAUCUGUAGGUGAACCCUUGUUGAAUAUGCACGCUUGUGGACUUUGAACUCAUGGCCCUUUUGUUUGUGAACUCUUGUUGCAUAUGUACACAUGUUUUUGUGAACCUUCUUUGAAUAUGUAUGCAUUUGUGGACUACUCAUGGUUGGUUUGUUA
This is a messenger RNA of Triticum dicoccoides, 2709 nucleotides long. RefSeq lists its product as uncharacterized. Lineage: Eukaryota; Viridiplantae; Streptophyta; Magnoliopsida; Poales; Poaceae. The coding region runs from base 1310 to 2140 and encodes 276 amino acids. The record is from RefSeq and is a predicted model, not a curated record. The transcript has 8 exons. Gene Ontology annotation, biological process: transposition.